Molossus molossus (Pallas's mastiff bat) is the source of this 1473-nucleotide messenger RNA. RefSeq names its product ras homolog family member U (gene RHOU). NCBI's taxonomy places the organism in Eukaryota, Metazoa, Chordata, Mammalia, Chiroptera, Molossidae. Bases 137 to 913 code for a protein of 258 amino acids. Gene Ontology annotation, molecular function: GTPase activity; GTP binding. Gene Ontology annotation, biological process: small GTPase-mediated signal transduction. The transcript is spliced from 3 exons. The record is from RefSeq and is a predicted model, not a curated record.
GGAGCCGCAGCUCUCGGGGCUGGGGACGCGCCGCAGCGAUCGGUGACAGCUUCUCCCUCCCGCCGGGCUCCAGGACCGAGGGGCCGUUGCGCCGGGCCCUGCUUGCCCGCGCCUGCACAUCCAAGAGCGCGGACCGAUGCCUCCACAGCAGGGGGACCCUGCAUUCCCCGCGCGCUGCGAGGCGCCGCCUGUGCCUCCGCGCCGGGAGCGCGGGGGGCGCGGGGGGCGUGGGCCCGGGGCGCCCGGGGGUCGGGGGCGCGCGGGCGGUGCCGAGGGGCGCGGCAUCAAGUGCGUGCUGGUCGGCGACGGCGCAGUGGGCAAGACCAGCCUGGUGGUGAGCUACACCACCAACGGCUACCCCACCGAGUACAUCCCCACCGCCUUCGACAACUUCUCGGCUGUGGUGUCCGUGGAUGGGCGGCCGGUGAGACUCCAGCUCUGUGACACCGCUGGACAGGAUGAGUUCGACAGACUCAGGCCUCUGUGCUACACCCACACGGACAUCUUCCUGCUGUGCUUCAGUGUGGUCAGCCCUUCCUCCUUCCAGAACGUGGCUGAGAAGUGGGUGCCCGAGAUUCGGCGCCACUGCCCCAAGGCCCCCAUCAUCCUAGUGGGAACCCAGUCGGAUCUCAGAGAAGAUGUCAAAGUCCUCAUCGAGCUGGACAAGUGCAAAGAGAAGCCGGUGCCCGAGGAGGCGGCUAAGUUGUGUGCCGAGGAGAUCAAAGCCACCUCCUACAUCGAGUGCUCCGCCUUGACUCAGAAGAACCUCAAAGAGGUCUUUGACGCGGCCAUCGUCGCUGGCAUUCAAUACGCGGACACGCAGCAACAGCCAAAGAAAUCCAAAAGCAGGACUCCAGACAAAAUGAAAAACCUCUCCAAGUCCUGGUGGAAGAAGUACUGCUGUUUUGUAUGAUGCUGGCAAGAACCCCAGAAAGACUUUUCAGAUGAAAUCAAUAUUAGAAGCUAUAUUAGCUGCAAGACUCCUUUUACUGUGUGCAACCUGUAUAGAGAAGGUGUGUGUGUAGGAGGGCUUCUCCCUUGAUGUAUUCUCUCUUGCCUUUGAUUUUCUUACUGUCUGAGCUUAGGGAUGAGACUCUUAUGCAGUGUAUGUUUGAAGUAAGUUCAUCAUUUUUCAUAACUUUGGACAGUUAGAGCUCUAGACCUUUGGACUGAUUUCUAUUUAAUAUGAAAAAGACACCUCAGAUCUGGGUGUCAGGAGUGAAAUUCUGCUGCAUUAUAAUGUGCAGAAGGAAGUGGUGUGGUUAACUGCCCCUUGGUCGCGAGCUACUCCAUGCACAGUACAUUGUAUGCACAGGCCAGCUCUGGGCAGAACGCUCUUAGCUUUGAAACUCUAUACUUUUUAUUCUUUUUUUCAAGGAGCAAAAAUCAGAAAAAAAAUGAGAGACUGCUGCUUACAAAACCUCAAACCAGUCACUAUGCGAACACUCGGCUGCUCGAGAUUUAAACACAACC